UCGAGCUCUACUGUCGCCUCGACGGAGCUGCUCCGGUCCUGGUCCACAAUCUCGGCUGUGAUGAUGAUGGUGAUAUAAUCUCGCUGUGUGUUAACUUGUCGACGUGACUCCCUGUCGCCGCCUGCCUGUUUGAAUUUUCAGAAUUUUCAUGUCAUCGGUGGCUGCUUGCUGCUUUGUUUCAUGCUUGUUUUGUUUUGCUAUUUUCGUUUAGUUUUCAUAGCGAGCGUUACCUGGACGACAACAGCGUCGCCUCGGCUAAUGUGUGCUCACCUGAGUGGGUGUUUGGGGAGUGGGGCGGUUGAGCGGGCGCCGAGCUCUAGGAUAGUAGCUUGAUUGGGGGCGUCCGCCGAAACUCGGUCAGGAUGUCGUGCUCGUGUUUUUUUAUUUUUGCGUUCUAAAUUAAGCCACUACAUAAUUUGUUGUAGCUACGUGUUUUAUCUGGUAUUGAUUGCUGUAAGUCUUUCCAACUGAGUGCCGCUCAAAACUUGGUCGGGGUGGGCAGGCGAAACCCAGGCCCGAAACUGAAAGUGGGUAUGCAGUAGCGUAAGUUUUAGCGCUUUCGUGGCCACUUAGAAACUAACUCGAGCUGUCGCCUUUUAUUAGGCAAGGCGAAAUGAAGAACCAACUGAAGACAAGCAGCCAAACAGGCACUAGGCACUCUAUUUCGACUGCGACUGUAAAGCAAAAAUUACCCAGGACUCUUGCUUAGCUACCUGUGCAGUUUUUGAUGCAGCCGUAAAAUUCUUGGAAAUUUCUACAAUAAUUGCAAAAGGGACAACGCCUUGGACAAGGAUAACACAGGCCAUUAAAAUAGUCAAGGUAUUCCUUGCCAGAUCAUGCCUAUAAAGAGCAUUGCCGCGCAAGUACCUUGAACAGUUGUCCGUGCAAGCGAAGUGAAACAAGUGCCUCAAGAUGAGCUAUAGAAAUCAAUUCAACAUGUCGCUGCGCCUGAUGCUGCUCCUCGUGAUGUUGUUUGAGGUGCGCACGUUGCCGGCGCUGGACACUGCGCCCAUUGCAACAGCCGCCAAUACCAUAGAGGAGUCUGAUAAGCAGCCAGAUGCGAACAUAGAAACGAAUGCAUUAAGUGAUGCCGGUUUGGUCAAUGCCAAUGGCACGAGCUUAGCGGCUACGAGCGCCACUGAAGCACAGGAUCCAACAGUGUCGGGUGACAAUGUGGCCAGCGCCAGCAGCAAUGAGCCGGUGUCCAUCUAUGCCAGCGGACUCAUCACGCCCGAGGCCUUUCAGCAGUAUCUGAACCAGUAUGGUGGUGCAGCGGGCUUGGCACCGCUCGCGGCCUACCCAGCGCCGAUGACAGGCGCUCCAGGUAUCUAUCCCUAUCCGGGACCCAUUAUGGUGCAGACCGGCUACGAGGGCUUCUUGGUGCCCACAAAUCAAGUUGGCUCCGAUAGUGUUUCAGAUGUGACCACAACGGUUGCAGCUGGGCCUUCGUCCCCCGCCUUGAACCCGUUGAUGGCCUUUGCGUCCCGAUUAUUGCCCACCAUACUGAUGUCUACGCUGUUUCGCAUUGCGGCCGUGGUGAUCUCCGCCGUGGGUGUGAUUCUCUUUGGAGGCGCCAUUACCAACGCCCUCUGCCGGCUAACGCCCAUCUGUGAGAUUCCCAACAAGGCUGUGAACUAUCUACGCUCUGGUGGAGCACAGGAUGUGGGUCGCAUGCUGGUCGAGGAAAUGACGCCCGAACGCGUGCGACGAACCACGGAAUUUGUGCGCAAUGCCAUUCACAAGUAUCGCCAGCUGCAGAAGCUAAUCGAACCGGAGCCGUACACGCAGUAGAAGUGGAAGCUUUAUUGUCGUUAACUGGAGAACGUGAUGAAAUUUGAUGUAAAUUGUAGUAAUUGCUUGCAUA
Molecule: messenger RNA, 1864 nt
Organism: Drosophila montana
Lineage: Eukaryota; Metazoa; Arthropoda; Insecta; Diptera; Drosophilidae
Exons: 3
Coding region: 913-1791 (292 amino acids)
Source: RefSeq, a predicted model, not a curated record